GAAGUGGAAUCACGUGACAGGGUGUGUGUAUGUCAGGGGAAGCAGAUCACGUGACUCUCCCCAGCUGCUCUGCAAAGAAGAGGGCGAGGAAGAGCCUGCCGGCGGGUGACUAUAUUUGUCCCCAGCCAUGGCAUCCCAGCGGCAACCUUAUGCUGAUACAGCCCCAAUCCUGACCCAAGCGGAUGAUACAGAGGAUGAAGAAAAAGAGGGGCUUCAAUCAGGACAAGAAGGGGACGUAGAGGUAGAGGCCCUCACGGGUAUCUCCUCUGUGCAUGCCGGCUUUAUUGUGGGCGCCCUCUUCUAUAUCAACCUGCUGAAUUACAUGGACCGCUUCACUGUGGCAGGUGUUCUUCCUGACAUUGAGGAUUUUUUUAAUAUUGAUGACAGCAAAUCCGGACUUCUGCAGACAGUUUUUAUUAGCAGCUACAUGGUAUUGGCACCAAUCUUCGGCUAUCUGGGUGAUCGCUAUAAUCGCAAAUAUCUGAUGUGUGUCGGGAUCUUCUUCUGGUCGUGUGUGACUUUGGCAAGCAGCUUCAUCCCUAGUCAGUGGUUCUGGCUUUUGCUGCUGACACGAGGCCUAGUGGGUGUGGGAGAAGCUAGCUACUCAACUAUUGCCCCCACCAUUAUCGCUGACCUGUUUGUGGGUGAACGGCGAUCCCGCAUGCUCAGCAUCUUCUACUUUGCCAUACCUGUGGGCAGUGGAUUAGGCUACAUUGUGGGGUCAAAGGUGAAAGACCUGGCUGGUGACUGGCAUUGGGCCCUGAGAGUAACUCCAGGUUUGGGCUUGGUGGCUUUGGUGUUACUGCUAUUUGUGGUACGUGAACCCCCUCGGGGUGCUGUGGAGACACACUCAGAUGCCCCCCUGCAGUAUACUUCAUGGGUAGCCGACCUGAGGGCCUUGAGCCGCAAUCGCAGUUUUGUGCUGUCAUCACUAGGUUUCACAGCAGUGGCCUUUGUAACCGGGUCCCUAGCGCUCUGGGCCCCAGCGUUCCUGUUCCGCUCGUGCCUGGCCAAUGGAAGUCACCAGUCUUGCUCCGCUGACUCAGACAGCUUCACCUUUGGCAUCAUCACGUGUGUGACUGGUGUGCUGGGUGUUACUUUGGGGGUGGAGAUUUCCCGGCGCUGGCAGCGCACCAACCCUCGUGCGGAUCCUCUAGUGUGCGCCACUGGACUGCUUGGCUCUGCUCCCUUCCUGUUCCUGGCAGUUGUGUGUGCUCAGCACAGCAUCGUUGCUACUUACGUAUUUAUUUUCAUUGGUGAAACUCUCCUUUCCCUGAACUGGGCCAUAGUAGCGGACAUCCUCCUGUAUGUUGUCAUCCCCACACGCCGAUCUACAGCAGAAGCUUUUCAAAUACUGAUGUCCCAUCUCCUCGGUGAUGCUGGCAGCCCUUAUCUCAUUGGCUUGAUCAGUGACCGAAUCCAGCGUGAUCGCCCCUUGUCAUACUUGUCAAAGUUUCGAAGCCUUGAAUAUGCUCUUAUGGUCUGUGCGUUCGUUGGAGUUAUUGGAGGAGGCUUCUUCCUAGCCACAGCUUGCUUUGUCCAGGCAGACCGGAAACGUACAGAGCUUUUUGCACAAGGGCAGUUACAAGAGUCAUCAGAACGUGAGGAUCGCAUUGUUGUCCCCCAACGUGGCCGAUCAACCAAAGUCCCUGUCUCCAGCGUCCUGAUCUGAGUCCCACUGACUUGCACCAUGUCCCUCUAGUUGUGGAUGGAGAAGGAGACUGGACUCAUGGCUUCCACAUCCACCAAAUAUGGAGAGAUAAGGACUCUCUGAAUGGACCCAGGAGGGUGGUCUUUGUGAAUAGCAACUUUUUUGUUGUUGUGUGUGGGAUUUUUUUUUAUAAAGCACAAACUUUA
Molecule: messenger RNA, 1857 nt
Organism: Anolis sagrei ordinatus
Lineage: Eukaryota; Metazoa; Chordata; Lepidosauria; Squamata; Anolidae
Gene: SPNS1
Product: SPNS lysolipid transporter 1, lysophospholipid
Biological process (GO): transmembrane transport
Cellular component (GO): membrane
Molecular function (GO): transmembrane transporter activity
Source: RefSeq, a predicted model, not a curated record